Nestor notabilis (Kea) is the source of this 675-nucleotide messenger RNA. It is a transcript of the gene FBXO2, whose product is annotated as F-box protein 2. Gene Ontology annotation, biological process: glycoprotein catabolic process; SCF-dependent proteasomal ubiquitin-dependent protein catabolic process. Gene Ontology annotation, molecular function: ubiquitin protein ligase activity. The transcript is spliced from 6 exons. The record is from RefSeq and is a predicted model, not a curated record. The coding region runs from base 1 to 675 and encodes 224 amino acids. NCBI's taxonomy places the organism in Eukaryota, Metazoa, Chordata, Aves, Psittaciformes, Psittacidae. Gene Ontology annotation, cellular component: SCF ubiquitin ligase complex; cytoplasm.
AUGGAGUCCCUCCCUGAAGCAGUCCUGAUCAGGAUCCUGGCUUCCAUACCUGCGGUGGAUUUGGUGCUGGCCUGCGAAGGCCUCACUGGAGCAGAGUCACAGGAGAAUGCAGAGAACUGGCAAAACUUCUACUUCCUGAGUAAGAAAAGGAAGAAUCUCAUCAAGAACCCAUGUGGUGAAGAAGACUUGCAGCACUGGGGAGAGGUAGAGAAUGGAGGUGAUGGCUGGAAAAUUGAAGAGCUCCCCGGGGAUUUUGGAAAAGAAUUCCCGAGUGAAGAAGUCCAUAAGUACUUUGUUACAUCUUAUGAGUGGUGUCGAAAGGCUCAGGUCAUUGACCUGAGGGCUGAGGGCUACUGGGAAGAGCUGAUGGAUACAACCCAGCCUAAAGUUGUGGUAAGAGACUGGUAUGCAGGGCGCAGUGAUGCCGGCUGCCUCUAUGAGCUCUGUGUGAAGCUGCUCUCAGAGAACGAGGAUGUUCUGGCUGAGUACAAAAGUGAGACCAUUGCCAUCCCACAGGACAACGAUGCCAGCUGGACUGAGAUCUCCCACACCUUUUCCAACUACGGCCCUGGGGUCCGCUUUGUCCGCUUUGAACACGGUGGCCAGGACACGCUGUUCUGGAAGGGAUGGUACGGCGUACGUGUGACCAACAGCAGCGUGACAGUGGAGCCAUAG